This is a messenger RNA of Stylonychia lemnae, 1077 nucleotides long. The record is from the annotation of a GenBank genome assembly. NCBI's taxonomy places the organism in Eukaryota, Ciliophora, Spirotrichea, Sporadotrichida, Oxytrichidae.
AUGGAAGGAGGUGAUUUAAAUACUACCAAUCAGCAAAAUCAGGAACUUAAUAGUCCUGAAAAUCUUUUAAGAUAAAUUCCUCAAUAUCAACCAUAGAUAUUAUAGUAGCAAUAAUAACUUUAAGAUAAUGCACUUAAUCCUGAGCAAUACCAGCUAUAAGCUUAAAACUAUAGCUAAGCCUAUUAGACUAAUAUGGCACCGAAUUAGAAUUAUACGACCUCCUUGAAUCAGUAUCAAACUAAUUAAUCUGCUGGUCAAUAGUUAUAGUAAUAGCAGUAGCAAUAGUAAUAACUACAGCAAGAUGAACAUUUAAGUGAUUUUUCUGAUUUUUCAGAUAAUUCUGAUGAAGAAGAAGAUAACAAUAGACUUAAUCCUGGAGAUAUUCAAUAAAAUCAAUAGUAGAGUUUACUCAGAAAAAGAAAAAGAAGGGAAAGUGCGGAUAACAAUAAUAUAGACUAGGAUAGAGAUAGGUUAUCAGGCGAGAAUGAAGAAAAUAAGGAUGAUUAGAGUAGGGACUAGGAAGGCUUAAACAAAGACUCUCAUCACCCUACUGAAUAUGAUGAUGACGGAGUAGAUCUUGAUCUUUUUGAAGGUGGACUAAAGACUGCUAAAUUUAUCAUGAAAAAUGGAUGCUGCCGUGAAUGCAUGAAAGCAUUCUCAAAAACAGGAAAAGUAUAUUAUUAGCUAUUUAACAUAUAUUUAGUCAUGUUUGUGCUAAGUUCCAAGACUCUAAAGAAGAGCAACUUUACCUGUAAACGGAUAAGAGACAAAAGAUAGGAAAUUAAAAAUAAGUUAAAAAAAGAAGGUAAAUACUAUUCAAAAAGAUAGAGACUCCUAGACUCGGAUGACGAAGAACUACAAUUAGGAAAUGAAUAUGAUGAAUGGAAUAAGUCUAGAAAAGAAUUUUGCAACAUCAUUUAGAACAUAACUCAUCUCAAUAUGUAUCUACUUGGAGUAGGAGUUCCAAUGAGACAACCUAGUUAUAUUCUUGGAAGACCUCCUGAAUUUGUUGCUAAAACUUAGGGCGGUGAGCCAGUUCAACAAGAUAGAAGAGGAAGGAGAGAAAGUGACUCUUGA